GCAGCUAUCAGAAGAGAAAAGAAAAGGGCUGCUCUUCACGCAUCACAACUGUCGGCAUUGACGGUAGCAUACAAUUGUUUUAACGAACAGAAUAGCAAAAAAAAAAGAAGCUGAUCACGAUGUCAGCAGCGCUGCCCCCGUCGUUCACGCGCGUUGCGAGACAGACACUUCAGCACGACCUGGCCACCAUCACAAAGUGGGAUCCCGCUACUAACAAGCUGCAGUGUGCGAUCCGCGACGCAGGGUAUUUGGUCAUCGACCUGCCCCGGUUUUUCAUGUACUCGCACAGCAACUACGGUGCGAUGCAGCGCUACAUCCGCCAGUCGCGCAUCAACAAAGGCAAGAUCAACCCCGAAGAUUUUAAAGACGUGGAUACGAACGUGCUGCGAGAAAGCCUGAUCAAGUACGCGCAAACGAAAGGCCCUCUGCAGAAGAUCGACUUUCGCUGGUUCUACUGGAUGUACGCCAUCAUGAUUGUUUAUGUCGGGUGGCAAGGGAUGCACCUGCAGUCGCUCCUGGAUGCACGCGUCGACCGCAUGGGCGCCUCACUGGAUCAGCGACGCGACAUGUACGAUGACGACUACCUAGAGGAGGUGCGUCCUCGUUGA
This is a messenger RNA of Leptomonas pyrrhocoris, 608 nucleotides long. RefSeq lists its product as hypothetical. The coding region runs from base 120 to 608 and encodes 162 amino acids. The record is from RefSeq and is a predicted model, not a curated record. The transcript has a single exon. NCBI's taxonomy places the organism in Eukaryota, Euglenozoa, Kinetoplastea, Trypanosomatida, Trypanosomatidae.